Molecule: messenger RNA, 609 nt
Organism: Diversispora eburnea
Lineage: Eukaryota; Fungi; Glomeromycota; Glomeromycetes; Diversisporales; Diversisporaceae
Source: the annotation of a GenBank genome assembly
AUGGAUGAAAAAACAUUUCUUUCUUCAAUUAGUCCAACAGUUUUCAAAACAAGAGUGACAGAAUCAAAAUGGACAAAACUUUUUGUUCUUGCCUCAAUUUUACAACUUUGUUGUGUGGUUUCAUUAGAAGCUCGAGUACUUCAUAGAAACAAUGACUUUAAGAAAUCAGUUUCAACCCGAUAUGAAUUUCAUAAAGCAAGAUUAGAACAAUGUAAUCUUAAACCAUCAAUCGAUCGUAUGUCACUUAUUGCACAAGAAAAUAUCGUAUUUAUGGUUUUUCAAUUAUUCCAACUUUGGUUUUGUCUGAAUGCGAUUUAUAAUCAGAAUGUAAUGCAGAUUAUUACAAUUGCAGUAAUAAAUUUUAUAUGUGGACUUUUCGGAAUUGUUCAAAUCUUCGAAAUCUUAAAAUGGUGUUCAGAUUUGGAUAAAGCUUGUGCAGGAGAAUCGGCUUACAUUGAUAAAAAUUUUGGGGAAUUUGACGUCCCACUUGUAAUAUGUUUAAUUUUAUUUGCAACAAUUAUUGCAUUCUUGAGUUUUAAACUUUAUCAGCAAUUUGGAUGGAAUAUAUAUAAGAAGAUAGGAGCUGAUAUUAAAAUUCAAAGUAUAUGA